Molecule: messenger RNA, 339 nt
Organism: Clonostachys solani
Lineage: Eukaryota; Fungi; Ascomycota; Sordariomycetes; Hypocreales; Bionectriaceae
Source: the annotation of a GenBank genome assembly
AUGGCAGAUGCUCUCAAGACUGUGGAUGGAGUAGGGCUGGGAAGACCGGCAACCCAUGAGUUUGACCUCCCAGCAAAGAUACUGACUGGGAGCGCCAGUGGUGCCAUAGACGUGCUAAUUCGAGAGGAUGAAUUUGGGAAGGCAAUUAUGGCAGCUGGACUACAGCUCAGACUGGUCGGUAAUAACAAGCAGCCGCUUGAUCUCAGUCAUAGUGGACACAUGAAAGUGCUUGAUGAUGCUAUUGCCAAAUGGUCUUCUGGUGCCGUACGAUAUGGUGAUCUAGAUGCCUUCGGCAUUGAGCUGAAUCCGUAUGGCACACCGUACCAGCAUCUAGUUUAG